This is a messenger RNA of Stegostoma tigrinum, 1997 nucleotides long. RefSeq names its product leucine-rich repeat and immunoglobulin-like domain-containing nogo receptor-interacting protein 3. Lineage: Eukaryota; Metazoa; Chordata; Chondrichthyes; Orectolobiformes; Stegostomatidae. The transcript has a single exon. The coding region runs from base 7 to 1854 and encodes 615 amino acids. The record is from RefSeq and is a predicted model, not a curated record. Gene Ontology annotation, molecular function: protein binding.
CCGGGGAUGCUGUCCGGAUCGGGAGCCCGGGCUGGGUGGAGGCCUCUCCUCCUGGUCGUCCCGUUCCUCCUGGUACCGGAGCCCAGCCUCUCGUGCCCGUCCUCCUGCCGCUGCUGGCCCGGUAACCGGACGGUGAGCUGUUGGGGCCGGGGCCUGGAGUCGGUGCCGGCGGGGAUCCCGGGGGGGACCCGGGUACUCGACCUGAGCAGGAACCAGAUCCGGAGGCUCGAGUGGCCGCGGGGGACCGGGCCGAUGCGGCGGCGGCUGGAGGAGCUGGACCUGAGCGGGAACCUGGUGUCGGAGCUGCCCGGGGGAGAGGAGGCCGAGGUCGAGGAUGGGGCCUUGUCCGGACUCGGGCAGCUCCGCCGCCUCCGCCUCAGCCACAACCGCCUGCGGUACCUGUCCCCGGGGGCCCUGGGCCGCCUGCCCGCUCUCGAGAGCCUGGAACUCGGUUCCAACCCGCUGCCGGCGCUGCUCGAUCUCACCUUCCGGGGCCUGCGCCGCCUCGGCCGCCUGGAGGUGGGAGGCCCACAGCUCGGUUACCUGGGCCCGCGGCUUUGGGAAGGCCUACCCGCCCUCCGCCUGCUCACCAUCACCGGCGGCUCCCUCCCCGCUGCCCCGUCCGCCCUCUCCCUGCAGCCGCUCGCCAACCUCAGCGCCCUCCGCCUGAUCGGCCUCGCCCGGGUCCACCACCUCCCCACCGGCACCUUCGGGCACCUGACCGCCCUUCGCCUCCUGGAGCUGGACGGCUGGACGUCGCUGUCCGAGCUGGAGGAAGGCAGCCUCCAGGGCCCCGAGCUGCUGCUGCGCCUGACGCUCACUCGCUGUAACUUGAGCUCGGUGCCGUACCUGGGCCUGCGAUCCCAACCUGCCUUACGUUGGCUGGACCUCUCCCACAAUCCCAUUCGAGUUAUCCGCGGAGCUAUGCUGCGCCAUGUGACCCGCCUGGAAGAGCUGCGAUUGGUCGGCGCCGCAUUGAUCGCCGUCCAACCGGAGGCCUUCCGCGGGCUCCUCUACUUCCGGCUGCUCGACGUCACGUCCAAUCAACUCCGCAGCCUGCCCGAGACGGCCUUCCGGUCGGCGGCCGGCCUCCACAGCCUGGGCCUGGGCGAUAACCCGCUCGCCUGUGAUUGCCGCCUGCACUGGGUGGUCCGCCGCCGACGACGCCUCCGCUUCCUGGGCCCAGCGCCCACCUGCCAGACCCCCGAGGCUCAUCGCGGCCUUCGCCUUGACGGCCCGCCGCCGCCCGGCUCCUUCCUCUGUAGCCGGCCCCGCAUCCGCGACAAGCGGCCCCAGCGCCUCUCGGUCCGCGAAGGCCGGCCCGUUACCUUCCGUUGCUCAGCCGACGGCAACCCACCCCCCGACAUCCUCUGGCUCAACCCCCGUCGCCAGCGGCUGGGCGCCCCUACCCCCGGGCCCUUCCCGCUGUCCGGCCCUGCGCUGGGUCGUAGCCGCCUGCUGCCCGACGGCAGCCUGGAGAUCGCCUCGGUCCGUCAGCAGGAUGCCGGCAUUUACCGCUGCGUGGCCCGCAACGCCGGCGGGAACGACACGGCGUCGGCCACGCUGCGGGUGAGGCCGCUGUCGCCGCAUGAGCUCGGCGCCCUCCGGCCGGUGGGGACAGGAGGAGUCGUGCGGCCCGGUUACCCGUUCGACACCCAGACCCUGCUGGUGGCCACCACCAUGGGCUUCGCCUCCUUCUUCAGCGUGGUGACGGUCUGCUUCUCGCUGCUGUUCGCCUGGAGCCGGGCCAAAGGCCCUAUUAAACACAACAACAUCCAGGUGGACUUCGUGCCGCAUGGGGGCGGUGGCGGCGGAGAGGGAGACGACGCCAAGUUCAACAUGAAGAUGGUGUGAGGGCGGGGCUCUGCGUCAUCACGUUUACCCCGCCCACUCAUUAUCAAUAUACGUCAUCAUUUAUGCGGGGCUGCGUCACCGGGACCGACUCUGACGUCGUGCACGAAGUAUCAUUCUAACGCAAUAAAAAGGAUGUUCUGGUG